GUUUGACGAGUACUGGUAUAAUAAAUAUGUGGAUGCAUAGAUAUGUAUAUUUGUACUAGAUGUUUAAUAGAACUUCUAUUAAAUGCUUUUCGAUUUUACGAAAAUUAUGUAAGAGAGCAAGAGAGGAACGGCACUCUUAAGAGCGUGGCUACCAACAGUGUUGGACACAAAAAUUACAAGUGCUCUCAUAGCAAUCCGAGUUGCGAUAAGAAUAGAAAGGUUAACAUAUAACAUUAAAUGAAAAUGAAAAGUAAUCGAAAUAAUUAUAAAUUUUUAUGUAGAACUGAACGCAGUAACUUAUAACAGCACAAAAAAGAUCAAACAAAGCCCAGAGCUGAGCGAAACACUGAAGAUUCACAAGAACAGCAAUGAUGAAGCUUAAAAUAUUAUUUGGUUACAAAUAAAAAAAGAGAAAGUAAAUCAUGUUUCCAAUUACAAUAAUUUCCGAAAAUCCAGUCCUUGUAUGGAAAAAUGUUGUAUUUGACUAGAUAUCUUCACCGUAUUCAGCAUGGUAACUUCGCGGUUUGAAUUCAAGACAGUUGAGUAAUUUUUAGCCCACCACUGUAGUUUGCAUGUGUGUUUUGUUUACUUAUCUAUCGCAUGGCGAGAACGGCGAAUAAUUGCAGACAAAAUCUACAAGCAAUCACACAGACGGAAAUGUUUGUAUAAAAUGGUAAGUUGCUGUCUUGGAAGCUCAGAGAGUUAAGAAGCGUCUGCGCGGCUGGCUUAACGUAAUAAUUAUAUUUCGUAUUCGGCUGACUAAAAAGUAGUGCAAAAGUAAUAAAGUAAAACGGUUUUUGACAAGCGAGCAGAGUUUAUUUGUGUACAAAUACGUCACAGUUACAAGAAUCUUCAAAAUUCAAAAACAAUAAUUAUGAAGGCACCAGCAAACGCUCACUCUCACAUUAUGCAACUCGUGUUACACUUGUCUCUCGUUUUGCUCUGCCAAAAUGCUUACAGCGCCACACCAGAGCGACAGCGUUUGAAAACGCUGGAGCACGCUUAUCAAUACAAGUCACUGCCUGUGUCAAACACACUUUAUGCACAGCGCGAAGAGCCAGUCAAAUUGCUAAGAGUGCAACAACAACAAAAAUAUGAACCAACAAAUUUCAAUGGCAUCGGGCCGUUUGCACAAAAUUAUAGAAACACAGACUAUGAGCGGCCGUUAUAUGCUGCUGAUGAGCAGCAACAUGAUUAUUUUAAAGCUUUGCAACAACAACAACAGCAGCAGCGCGAUAUUGAUAAUAUUUACCAUGCGGCAAAGCAGAAAUAUAAGCACCAAUAUAGUUUACCAACAAACGCCUAUCAACUGCCGCAAAACGCAAUCAGCCAAGCGUCACGCCCACCCUUGGCUUCAGAAAUUGUAUACGCCAGAGAAGCAUUGCCCCAGUACCAAUCAGGAGUCGCAGCGAGCACCGCACAGGCCGCUAACAAACACAAAAGUCAUUCCAAUCAGCUAUUGCAUGCGCCUGAACGACAACCUGAGAAGGACACACGACUAGUCUACACCAACCAAUUACCCUAUCCACCGUCUUUUAUCAGCAUUACCAGUACGACAACAACGCAAUCACCACCAUACGAUAUGAGGCAGCAUAGUGCUGAUACCAACGAAAAUAAUAUCAAACAAUUUCCAGAUAUUUUCGCCAAACGUCAACAUAUCUCAUUAUUGGACUCGUAUAUACCCAGUUGGGUGAUGUUGCGUAUGCAACAACAACAUAAGCGCCAACAACAAAAACAAUUCCAUAAAUUUGUUGCUACACAUACUUUGGCAUAUCCGAUUUCAAAAACGUAUGCCCAAAAGUAGGCAACAGCGGUUGCUAUGCGCGCGUGGCCUACCUUUAGGCGGAAUUUAUUUUUUUAUAUUUUCGAUUGUUAUAUAUAUCUGAAAUUGUAGUCAUUUACAGAGUUAUUCAUGUUAUAUAAUAAAUACAUUUUAA
This is a messenger RNA of Bactrocera dorsalis (oriental fruit fly), 1937 nucleotides long. RefSeq lists its product as uncharacterized. The record is from RefSeq and is a predicted model, not a curated record. The transcript is spliced from 3 exons. NCBI's taxonomy places the organism in Eukaryota, Metazoa, Arthropoda, Insecta, Diptera, Tephritidae. The coding region runs from base 875 to 1804 and encodes 309 amino acids.